Molecule: messenger RNA, 3222 nt
Organism: Gymnodraco acuticeps
Lineage: Eukaryota; Metazoa; Chordata; Actinopteri; Perciformes; Bathydraconidae
Gene: eif2d
Product: eukaryotic translation initiation factor 2D
Exons: 15
Coding region: 216-1997 (593 amino acids)
Biological process (GO): translational initiation; formation of translation preinitiation complex
Molecular function (GO): RNA binding; translation initiation factor activity
Source: RefSeq, a predicted model, not a curated record
GCGGUAGUUUCACGUCGGACAUAAAUAUGUGUCGGACCAUCGUACCCAACGAGGAAUAUCUGAGUACUGUAAAGCCCAAAAUACAUAAUUAUUAGGCUAUUUCGCAAAUAAUUAGACGUCGUUUGAGAAUGUGUGCCCUGAUGUAAUGAACAUUUAUAUUAUUUUGGAGGCGAACAUCCUGCAUUUGUCACAGAAGUUGUUUAUUAUCUGAGAAGAUGUUUGCCAGACCAAUCCGUGUUAAAUCCAAUACAGCAAUCAAAGGAUCAGACAGGAGAAAACUGAAAGCUGACCUGUCUACAGCCUUUCCUUCAUUGUCUGCUGAUGAGCUGUCUGAGCUGGUUCCCAACAAAGAGGAAUUGAAUGUAGUGAAGAUUUAUGCACAUAAGGGAGAUGCUGUGACCCUUUAUGUUCUUCACAAAAAUCCACUUUUCUUUGAACUGGAGAAACGCCUUUAUCCUACAGUAUAUGUUCUUUGGCGCUACCCUGCUCUCCUGCCAACAUUCAUGACAUGGCCUCCUGUGCUGCAGAAGAUGGUUGGAGGGGCAGAUCUCAUGCUGCCGGGUGUAGUGGUGCCUUCAAGUGGUCUCCCCGAUGUGAAACACGGUGACUACUGUUCUGUUACAUUAGUUAACAAUAGAGCUCCUGUUGCAGUUGGCACGGCUGCAGUUUCCACAGGAGAGAUGCACAGUUUGGGCAUGAAAGGAAGAGGAGUGUGUGUUCUGCACACGUACAUGGAUCAUCUCUGGGCUUUUGGAGAUAAGUCAGGUCCUCCUUCUUUACCAAAUGCAGAGUGUGAUGGACAAGAGGAGUACGAAGAGGAAUAUGAGGUUAAUGAGAUGGAAAUGGAGGAAGAGGAGGUGGUGGAAAAAUGUGUGGAGGAAGAGCAAUGUCCCGGUGAAACGGUCACAGAUCAAGCCUGCUCUGGUGUUGACGCACUAAGUCUGGCUGAGCAGGAGGAAGAGAAAGGGGACAAUGAGGAAGAGGAUGGUAACCAGGAUGACCAGAAAAUGCCACAAGAGACAAUGGAUGCCCUGCUGUUGCAGUGUUUUCUCCAUGCUCUCAAGAGCAAGGUGAAGAAGUCAGAGCUCCCCUUGCUGACCAGUACAUUUCUCCGGAACCACAUGUUCGCCUGCUGCCCAAGUGGAAAGCAAAUUGAUAUCAAGAAAUCCAGCUACAAAAAGCUGUCCAAGUUUCUACAGGCCAUGCAGAAGCAGCAUAACCUUGUGCGAAUGAAAGAACUGACAAAGGGUGUGGAGAGCAUUGUAGAGGUCGACUGGAAAAAUCGACAACUGCGUUCCUUCCAUGUUCCUGAAGAGACAGAAGGGGAGGUGGCUCCGGUGCAGGAUGAAGGGGAAGGAACAUCUCUGUACCAUCCUCCUGAGAUCACAACUAUGUACUCUGUGUCCUCUCGACUGGAGCCUCUGUUUCUCGAUGUACAGAAGAGGAAAGGAACAAUACUGCAGCCUGCUGAAGUGAAACAUCUUGUCACAGAGUAUGUUAAGAAAAAUGAACUGGUGGAUGAAAAUAAUAAGAACUACGUGACUGUUGACCCUAUUCUCUGUGACUGCUUGCUGGAGAGAUCGGAAUACCAGGAGAUCGGCUCCCUAAAGUGGGAUGACCUUUUUAGCAGGACGUUGGGAAGAAUGCAGGAGUGCUAUCAAAUUGUGUACCCUGGACAGAGACCCAUACAGAAGAAGGGCCACAUCGAGCCCAUAGACAUUGCUGUGUCUUCUCGAGGCUCCAAUAAGAAGGUGACUUUGAUAAAGAAUCUGGAAGUUUACGGUUUGGAUCCUGCGGUCGUGGCCACGGCUUUGCAGCACAGAGUUCAGGCCAGCUCUGUUUUACAACCCAUCCCCGGGUCCAAGGACAAAGUCCUGGUCCAGAUCCAAGGCAACCAGAUUCAUCAAGCUGGCAAUUUGCUGCUAGAUCAUUAUCAAAUUCCUCGCAAGUACAUUAAUGGACUAGAAAAAGCUCCGAAAGGUGGAAAGAAGAAGUAACAUUUCAACUUGCUAUACUAACCAUCUACUAUCUUUAUUGCUGCUUAACUGUAUGUCAACAUAACAACGACCAACUAUUGGCUAUUCAUGAACCGUUAGUAAAGCUGGUUUAUUGUAAUCUUUUGUGCGAUUAUUAUUGGCUCCCAGAGAUAUUGGAAAAAGGGUACUGAUGGGAUCAAUUAAACCUCACCAGCAUUGUUUCCCUGUGAAGUGAUUUGAGAAUUUCUGGAGAAAACUCCUCUACAAGGUUAAUAGAUCAGUAUAAUCAGAUAAGCAUUAAGUUAAACUAAUCAAUUGUUUAUACCCCAUUUACCGUUUUGGACAUUUGAUGGCAUUUUUAGACAUCUACAGACAGUGGAGAGAUGACAGACAGGAAGUGAGGGCUAGAUGGGCAACAACAUGUGAAAGCUUGAUGCAAACUGUGGUUUAUACCUGGGCUGGUAGGCCAACUACAAACACAUUUCAAGAUCUGUAGCUUUUGUUUUGUUUAAAACACUGCAGUCAACAAAGAAAUGUAAAUAAAAAAUUACGAAAGUAACAAACCUGUUUUAACCAAGCGAUUUUUCUGCUGUUAUUCUUAGAAUGCAAGGCAACGGCAUCAAACAUACGUAUUACAUAACCGCAUCAAAGUUGUUUUUGUAAGGGUUUUUCUUUUUUCUGAUGGAUAGAUAAACUAAGGCUCUGUGCAGUUAUACUGCUGAUGUUGAGGUCAGGCCUCUGGGGACCAGGCUAGUGUUCCAUCUGCACAUUGGCUUUCCAAGUCUUUAUCAUGUUAGUGGUUUUUUGGAUGAUGAUGUUGGGAGAAGAGUGCCAAUAUUUUCCCUGUAUGCAAUCCAGAUGUAUUUAUUGUGUAGAUCCUGAACAACCAUAGUCUAAGCAGGGGAUGGGGGAAGCAUAUUUCCCUCACUUUUUGAAAUCCUGGAGCAAGUGGUUAAAAUAAUGUGCAGACUUUUACUUAUUUUUUGUUUUAGCUUCGGCUGCCCUGCCUUUAGAUGGCGGUUGCUUUAUGCAGCCUCAAAAGAAUACAAGCUGUUUUUACUCCGUGCACCCCAAAUACUUUUUAUUUACAGUUAAUUUUCCUCAAAAUAUAUCAGCAAUUACGGAUUGUUGAGCCAUGAUACUUUACCGCCCCAAUCAAAUUGUACCUAUUGUAGAUUUGGUAAUAUUUUUGUGUUAAAAAAAAAUGGUGUGAUUAGUAAUGAUUGCAAUAAAUGAAGUAAUUUUA